Messenger RNA from Gopherus evgoodei (Goodes thornscrub tortoise), 4149 nucleotides. It is a transcript of the gene TFE3, whose product is annotated as transcription factor binding to IGHM enhancer 3. The coding region runs from base 182 to 1816 and encodes 544 amino acids. Gene Ontology annotation, biological process: regulation of transcription by RNA polymerase II; regulation of osteoclast differentiation; positive regulation of DNA-templated transcription. Gene Ontology annotation, molecular function: protein dimerization activity; DNA-binding transcription factor activity, RNA polymerase II-specific; RNA polymerase II cis-regulatory region sequence-specific DNA binding. The record is from RefSeq and is a predicted model, not a curated record. NCBI's taxonomy places the organism in Eukaryota, Metazoa, Chordata, Testudines, Testudinidae. Gene Ontology annotation, cellular component: nucleus. The transcript has 10 exons.
CCCCCCCCCCCGCCAGCCCGGGAUGAGGCAAUAACUCUCCGGCCGGGUGUUUAUCGGCCGCGAUCGGGACUCGGAGGGUCCCGCACCAGAGCCAGCAGCCGCCCGCGCCCCUGCGGGACAGGGCCCGUCCAGCCGGGAGCCCCGCUCGCCCCCCCGGGCCGGGAGCCCUGCGGGGGGGAGGAUGUCGCAUAGGGCGGGGCAGGGGGCCCGGGAUUCCGACCCCCAGCGGGCCCCCCCGACCGUCUACGUCCUGCUGGAGGGACCCCGCACGGCCGAGGCCGUCCAGGUGCUGAGCCUCGAGUCUUUGCUCCCCGAGUCGGGCAUCGUCGCGGACAUUGACUUAGAGAACGUCUUCUCCUUGGUCGGGGACAACUUCUACGAGCUCAAAAGCCAGCCCAUCUCCGGGAGUCCCCCGGCCGCCCCCCUGCAGCCGCCGGCCCCCCCAGCACCGGGGGACCCCCCUGGCCCCAGCAUGUCGUCAUCACGGGUGCUGCUGCGGCAGCAGCUGAUGCGGGCGCAGACUCAGGAGCAGGAGCGGCGGGAGCAGCAGCAGGCGGCCCAGUUCCUGCCCCCCAACUCCAUGCCCCCCACCCCGGCCAUCUCCGUCAGCAGCCCCCUGCCCCGCCCCUCCGCCCAGGUCCCGGUCGAGGUGCUCAAGGUCCAGACCCACCUGGAGAACCCGACCCGGUACCACAUCCAGGCGGCCCAGCGGCAGCAGGUCAAGCAGUACCUCUCCACCACCAUGGGCAACAAGCUGGCUGCCCAGGCCGUGGCCGGCUCCAGCCCCGGCGCCCCCGCCCACUCCCCCCAGGCUGGCUCGGCCCCCGAGCCCCACAGCCUGCCCCCCCGGCAGCAGCCCGCCUCGGGCCCCGGCAGCGCGCCCAACAGCCCCAUGGCCAUGCUGCACAUCAGCUCCAACUCGGAGAAGGAGAUCGAUGAUGUCAUCGAUGAGAUCAUCAGCCUGGAGUCCAGCUACAAUGACGAGAUGCUGAACUACAUGUCUGUAGACGGGGGGCUGCAGCUGCCCAGCACGCUGCCGGUGGCCGGGAACCUGCUGGAGAUUUAUAGCAGCCCGGGGCUCACGGACCCAACCGUUCCGGUCAGCAAUUCCUGCCCCGCCGACCUGCCCAACAUCAAGACAGAGUUGUCAGAGAAUGAAGCCAAAGCGCUGAUGAAGGAGAGGCAGAAAAAAGACAAUCACAACCUGAUUGAAAGACGCAGACGUUUCAACAUCAACGACCGAAUCAAGGAGCUGGGAACCCUCAUUCCCAAAUCCAAUGACCCGGAGAUGCGCUGGAACAAAGGAACGAUCCUGAAGGCCUCCGUGGAUUACAUCCGCAAGCUGCAGAAGGAGCAGCAGCGCUCCAAGGAGAUGGAGCUGAGACAACGCAAGCUGGAGCAAGCAAACCGCAGCCUGCAGCUCCGGGUGCAGGAACUGGAGAUGCAAGCCCAGCUGCACGGCUUGCCCCUCACCUCGUCGGCAGGGCUGCUGCCCCUGGGGUGCUCUGGGGAGGGCGCCAAGCCGGAAGGCCCUGGACCCCCUCCGUUCCGGGGGGGCCCCUCCUGCACCCCGGCUCCCACCUCUUCCGCCGCCUGCCUCCUGGACCUGGCCUUCCCCUCGGAGGAGCUGGGGGAGGCCGGGCUGGGCUUCCCCCUGGGGCUGGGGGUUGAUGGGGGCCUGGAGGACAUUCUUAUGGAGGAUGGGGGGCCCCUGUCGCCCCUGGGGGCCUCCGACCCCCUGCUCUCGUCCCUCUCCCCCGGCGCCUCCAAAGGCUCCAGCCGCCGCAGCAGCUUCAGCAUGGAGGAGGAUUCCUGAUCCUGGCCCCGCCCCUCUGGGGUGGGAGGAGCCAGGGGAGCCACACCUCUAAUCCCAUCAGGCUCCACCCCCUGGCUGUCUCCGGGCUCUGCUCCCCUCUUUUAUAGGCUCCGCAAGCUCCUCCCUUUCUCUCCACUUUCGCUCCAUGGGCAGCGCCCCAGGCUCGUAAGCCCCUCCUUCUCAGCUCAAGCUCCACCCCACUGCACAGGCCCCGCCCCAGCUGUCUGUGCACAGCACCAGAGUUCCAAAAGCUCCACCCCUCCUCAAGCCCCUCCCCGUCACAUAGGCUCCACCCCUUUUAGCAGGCGGGACUGGGCCGCAGAGUUUGACUCUGCCCCUUUUACCCUGGCUCGCCGCCCUGUUGUAUAGGCCCCGCUCCUUGUCUGUUCCCAAGCUCCACCCCUUUUCUAGCCCCACACAUGUAGAAGCCCUGCCCUCUCCAGAGCACACCCCUUUUACAUAGGCCCCACCCCUUAUUUGCAGUACCCACCCCUCUAGUCAUCACCCCCCCUUUCCUGCAAGACACACCCCUUUUUGACAGGCUCCGCCCCUUUCAUACAUGCCCCCCGCCCAUUUGUUCUCUUCCUUAAUGGAUAACCCUCCACACACCCCUCUCCCCCACGCACACACCUCCUCUAAACUACCCCUCCCUUCCCCCCCCAACCUUGAUUGUGGAGCAUCAGGGGACUCCCCCUGCAGCCUACUUGAGGGUCAGGGGGCCCCCAUGGCCUCUCCCCAACAGGCUGUGUAUGUAGGGGUGCUUGUGAUUGGGGGAGACCCUAAAAGGAGCUAUUCCCCACAGCUAUGUUAAUAUCGGGGUUCAUUCGAGCCCGCACUGUGAACAGAGCCAUGCACCCUGAAACCUAAGAGGGACAAAAUGGGGGUGUGGGUAUUGGGGGGGGCUGAUUGGCUCCUACAUGGCCCCUCCAAACCGGUGGGUGUCAGCUCAUUCCCGAGGGGGGUGGCCACCCCAAUUUUGGGAUGGGGUGUCCCUAUUUCCAGCUUCUUCCAAUACAUUUCCCCCCUCUUCUGACUGCGUACUCCCAAAAUCUGCUUCAUGGAGGAGGGCUAUGUAUGAGGGGUCCCCUGGAUAAAACAAGUGUACCCCCAAAACUUGUACUCCUAGCUAUGGAGUGUCCUUUCAGAAAAUGGGGCACUGAGGCACUCACCCAAAUGCACCCCAAAAUCUGCUCUACUGGGGGAAUAAAAAGGGGUGCUCUUCAGAAAAUGGGGUACAGGGGGAAUUAAAUGCCUAUAAGCCAAAUGUUGGAAGCCUUGGGGAUCAACUAUUAAUGGGGUCCUCUCUUUUGGAGGGAGGGUGCAUAAAAAUGUCAGAACACCCACAUUUAUCUCCCCCAAAUUGGCUGCUCUUUUAGGGUGACAUUUGGAGGAGUGACUCACAGGCUCUAACCUUCCAUGGCCCCCCCAAAAGUGUGGCACCCCAAAAACACACGAGCAGGGGAGUCACUGUUGAGUCCUGUCCUUUCCAUAGCCCCAUUGUGUAUAUGUCCCCUAAAUAAGGGUGAGAGUGCUUUUUGGGGGUCUAUGUCUUGUGGGGGACUCAGGCAGAUUUUGGGGGGACAAAGUGGGAGGGAAUUUUUUUAAAUGCUUUUAUUUUAUACAAAUCCUAUUUUUUUUAAGAGAAAAUUAUAACCUUUCCUGGCUCAUCCAAAUCUGGGGUUCAGGGGAUUCUCAUUUGCCUUUUCAUACUCCCUGCCCAGCCCACCACCAAUAACCCCCACAGGCAUGAAGGAUCCCCCUUAAUUUCCCCUCUAGGGGGCAUCAGCUCCCCUCCAGCCCCAGUGCAGGGGGCUGGCUGGCUCAGGGGGGCAGGAAAUGGGGCAUGGGGCUUGUCCCCUCUAGGGGGCACCGGCUUUCACCUGGCCCCAGGGUAGGGCACUGGCUGGAUCAGGGGAGUGGGAAUAGGGCAUAGGGCCUAUCCCCUUUAGCGAUGGGAAGGGGGGUAGUUUGUGGGGGGAUAUGGGGGAGGAGAAGGCAUGUCUAAAAAUAGGAUGGGGAGAUUUGGGGAGGUGCUUUGCGUAGCAAAGCUUUGGGGGCUGGGAUGCAUAGAGGGAAUGAAGGGGAGGUUACAGAAAAGGGGGGCUGGAUUGCAUGGAGGGGGGCUGGAGGAGCUAUGGCUAUUGGGGUGCAUGAAAGGUGAUCAGCAGCCUUCUGGUAGGGGGUGACAGCUCUAUUACUUUUGGGGAGGGGGCUGGCUCUACCCCAACUCCACCCGUAUCCCCCUCCCCAGUUUUGUACCGAGACAUGGAAAUAAAUAUUCGCUCUGAGAUGCUUAUAAAUAAACCCAGACCGCUGAUGAUUUUUUAACACGG